GGAGGACGAGCUGGUGUCGGAGGAGGAUAUCUUGCUGUGGUCAGAAAAGGAGCUGCAUGAUGCUGCAAAGAGGAACAACACAGAGAAAAUGCAGGAACUGAUCAAGAAUGGUGUGGACGUCAAGGCCAGGAAUAAAUUCAUGGAACCCAGCCAGCCCAUCAGUCAUGUCAUGGAACUACACCUGUGAUGUUGCUGCUAUGAUGACAGAAUGACAGCUGUUGGAAAGGUCAGCUACAGACUGAGGACUGAGGUGUCAUUGAACAGAGAGACCGUAAAGCACUGCACUGGGCAGCAGGAGCUGGGAAUGAAGAGGCUCUACGUCUCCUGUUGGUCCAUGACACUGAAGUUGACGAGAGGGACACUUUUGGCAUGAAUGCUUUGCUUCUAGCAUCUUGGUUUGGUCACCUAAAACUCCUGCAGAUCCUGGUGUCCUGUGGAGCGAAGCUCAACUGUGAAAACAAAGAUGGUCUGAAUAUGCUGCACUGUGCUGCUCAGCGAGGCCACAUCAGCAUAUUGGAGUUCAUCAUGGAGGACCUGGAAGACAUCUGUCUCGACAGCGUUGACAAGUCAGGGAAGACAGCACUUCACCUGGCUGCUGAACAUGGACAUUCUGAAGUGGUGGAGUUUCUGAUUGGAAUGGGUUGCACACAUGGUUUGAAGGACAAGGAAGAGAACACAGCCAUGCAUCUAGCAGCGAAGUGUGGGCACACGGCAGUCCUGCAGGGCAUCAUGGAGACUGGAGUUGACAUCGAUGAAAGGAAUAUAGAUGGUCUCACAGCAUUGCACCUGGCAGCUGAUGGAGGUCAUUAUGAAUGUGUCAAACUGCUGCUGCAGUCUGGCUGCAAUAUCAAUGCACAAACUAAUAAGAAUAUGAGUGCUCUCCAUCUUGUGGCACAGCAUGGCUUUGACAGAGAGGCAUGUUUGUUGCUGGAGGCAGGAAUCAACACAGAUGCUGUAAACAAUCAACACAACACAUCGCUCCACCUAGCUGUGAUCAACAAUCACACAGAGGUUGUACGGCUGCUUAUUGAUGCUGACUGUAACCUGGACAUCACUGACAGUAGACAACAGACUGCUCUGCAUAUAGCAGCAGAGCAUGGUUGGCAGGACAUGGCUGAGAUGAUCCUGAUCUCUGGUGUUAACCUCAGUCUGCCUGAUAAGCAGGGGAAAACCUGUCUGGAAGUGGCAGCAAGAGGAAACAAUGUUGUCCUGGUCGACAUGAUCAUCAAAGCUGACCGAUUUUAUAAAUGGGAGAAGGAUCACGUGGGUAGUGAGCAGGACUCCUGGGUGGGGAGGCCUCUGAGCUUCAAGCAGGACCACCAGCCAGAGACACAGCACCUUCGUUCUGUCAUGUGGAGCCUGGCCACCAAGCACCUCUGCCGUGGGGAAUGGAAGAUCCUGGCACAACACUGGGACUUCAGUGAUGCACAGAUCCGAGCUAUAGAACACCAGUGGACAGAUAUGAAAAGCUUCAAAGAGCAUGGCCACAGAAUGCUGCUAAUCUGGCUUCAUGGAGUUGUGAUGGCUGGGGAGAACCCGAUUAAAGGCCUCUACGAGGGGCUGGUGGAAAUCUCACGGACAGAUUUGGCAGAGUGCAUCCGGCAGAAGGCGAAUGCAGAGACCACCUCUCCCAAAAUUUGCUCUACAAUGUGAUCAACACUGUGAGUUACUGUGCAACACAGGCAACACAACAAAUCCAAGGUUUCAGGUCACAUCAGAACUGUAUUUCACUGUAAAUUCUUUCAGCUCAGACCAUGAAAAAUCUUUGUAUUGUCCAUGGCGUGACUUGUUUACAUUGACACACGUUAUCAUUGUUCUGAAUUUGGUUCACAGAGCAUUUGUUUUCUUAAAGAAUUAGGGGAAAUUAUGGUAGUAAAC
Messenger RNA from Chelmon rostratus (copperband butterflyfish), 1878 nucleotides. It is a transcript of the gene ankdd1a, whose product is annotated as ankyrin repeat and death domain containing 1A. Bases 370 to 1653 code for a protein of 427 amino acids. Gene Ontology annotation, biological process: signal transduction. NCBI's taxonomy places the organism in Eukaryota, Metazoa, Chordata, Actinopteri, Chaetodontiformes, Chaetodontidae. Gene Ontology annotation, molecular function: protein binding. The record is from RefSeq and is a predicted model, not a curated record. The transcript has 16 exons.